Molecule: messenger RNA, 933 nt
Organism: Synchytrium microbalum
Lineage: Eukaryota; Fungi; Chytridiomycota; Chytridiomycetes; Synchytriales; Synchytriaceae
Exons: 5
Coding region: 1-933 (310 amino acids)
Source: RefSeq, a predicted model, not a curated record
AUGUCGCCAGCAGAGCACUCGGGUAUAGCUGCAGAGCCACCAAGCACUAGCAAUUUCCAAGAAAUCAAGUAUGAAAUCCAAGGUCAAAUCGCGAUUGUAUCGUUGAAUCGCCCCAAAAUUCGAAAUCCAAUUUCAAGAAAAACCACUGAAGAGCUCGACAACGCCUUCAAAGCUGCAGCUGCUGAUGAUGCUGUCAAAGUUAUCAUUCUGAGAGGCGAAGGAUCCUGUUUCUCUAGUGGUCAUGACCUUGGAAGUCCCUCCAGGAAGGAUGACAAGAUCAUCUCGAAUUUGGAAGCUCGUGGUGUUCGAGGUACUUACGAGGUCUGGAGCUCUCUCGACGUCGAGAUGUGUCUGAAAUGGAGGCAGCUCCCCAAACCGAUAAUUGCAGCAGUGCACGGAUAUGUGAUCUUCCAUGCAACUGCUCUGGUUUCGAUCUGUGAUCUCGUAGUGGCAGCAGAAGGGACCAAAUUUAUGCCAACGAUGCUACAAUAUUGCAGCCUUCCAUACGAUCUAGGCCUGAACAUUCGAAAGGCCAAAGAAAUAAUGUUUACGCAACGGUUUAUGCUCGCCGAAGAGCUUGAGCAACUUGGGAUUGUCAACAGAGUCGUUCCAUUGGACAAGCUGAUGAGUGAAGCUACAGCACUAGCUUCUCUGAUAUGUGACCGAUGUGAUCCGUUUCAAUUGCGGAUGAUGAAGGCAUCUGCUAACUCGAUGCAAGAUGCAGCUGGAUUUACUACGUCUUUGCGAUACAACCUGGGAUACUACGCAACGAGACGAGCUUCUGGGAAUGAUGAAGGGGCAUCAAAUGUCGCAGACUGGAGGGCUACGAAGCGAAUGGCUCCAAUAGCCGAAGGAGAGCAGGGUGAGAGUAUGUACUGGAGCACAACUGCACCGUUAUCAGCUUCAUCAAAAAGAGGAAGGUCUAAACUGUGA